CACCGGCUGUGUGUGUGUUGAGGCUGACACACACAUAUACAUACACACACAAUUCACACACACGCACGCGCACACACACACGCAGGCGGCCAGGCAGGCACAUGCACGUUCCGUGUCAUCGGCGUGAUUAGGCGGCCGUGGACGGUCCACAGACUGCGGGCUACCUGAGCACCGACCACCGGCUUUGAUUCGGAUUAAAACCCCCCGUUUGUCUUUGAUCCGGCGGAGAUCACCUGACUGUAAUGCGGCGCGAGGCUAAGGCGGAGGAUAGCCCAGCCUGGGUGCACUGAUACACAGCCCGGGGUUCAUUUACACCCAUUUGUCCGAGACACACACACAGGCACAUCCUUAGGGCUGGAGGUUCAGGCUGGUUUGGGGAAGCAGGCGCGAUGGCCAAUGCCUCCACUGACCUGGACAACGCUGAGGCCCAGAGACAACUAAACAACAACAACAGGCCCACCAGCACAGGAUUCUGGGAAACGGAGACCACCAGCUCAAAACUGUUUGAGUGCUCACGCAUUAAAGCACUGGCAGAUGAGAGAGAUGCAGUGCAGAAGAAAACCUUUACUAAGUGGGUGAACGCUCACCUGGCCCGCGUGUCCUGCCGCAUCUCUGACCUUUACAACGACCUGAGGGACGGCUACAUGCUCACUAGACUGCUGGAGGUGCUCUCAGGGGAGCUGCUGCCCCGUCCAACACGAGGCCGAAUGCGGAUCCACUGCCUGGAGAAUGUGGAUAAGGCUCUUCAGUUCCUUAAAGAGCAAAGGGUUCACCUGGAGAAUGUUGGAUCCCAUGAUAUCGUCGAUGGCAACCACCGCCUCACCCUUGGCCUUAUCUGGACCAUCAUCCUGCGCUUCCAGAUCCAAGUGAUUAAGAUUGAAACUGAGGACAACCGGGAGACGCGUUCAGCCAAGGAUGCCCUGCUGCUUUGGUGCCAGAUGAAAACAGCAGGGUAUCCUGAGGUCAAUAUUCAUAAUUUCACCACAUGCUGGAGGGAUGGAUUGGCUUUCAAUGCACUUAUACACCGUCACAGGCCUGAUCUGAUCGAGUUUCACAAGCUGACCAGAUCGAACGCCACACACAACCUCCAGCAAGCCUUCAACAUCGCUGAGCAGAGCCUGGGGCUCGCUAAGCUACUGGAUCCAGAAGAUGUGAACACGGAGAACCCCGAUGAGAAGUCUAUAAUAACCUAUGUAGUAUCCUACUAUCACUACUUCUCCAAAAUGAAAGCUCUUAUAGUGGAGGGCAAAAGGAUUGGAAAGGUGUUGGACAAUGCCAUAGAAGCAGAGAAGAUCAUUCAGCGCUAUGAUGCUCUGGCCUCGGAACUGCUGGAGUGGAUAGAAAAGACGAUCAGCAUCAUCAGCAACCAGAAGUUUGCUAACUCGCUAACAGGCGUACAGCAGCAGCUUCAAGCCUUUACAACUUACUGCACCAUCGAGAAGCCUAUAAAGUUCCAGGAGAAAGGAAACCUGGAGGUGCUGCUCUUUACCAUCCAAAGCAAGCUCAGAGCUAACAACCAGAAGCCAUACGUGCCUCACGAAGGAAAACUCAUCUCUGAUAUCAACAAAGCAUGGGAAAGGUUGGAGAAGGCGGAGCAUGAGAGGGGCGUGGCGCUGAGGAAGGAGCUGAUUCGUCAGGAGAAGCUGGAGCUCCUUGCUCAACGCUUUGAUCACAAGACCACUAUGAGGCAGGCGUGGCUCAAUGAGAACCAGCGGCUGGUUUCACAGGAUAACUUUGGCUACGACCUGCCUGCAGUUGAAGCAGCCAUGAAGAAGCACGAGGCGAUUGAGGCAGACAUUUCAUCCUACGAGGAGCGCAUCGGUGUGGUGGUUGAGCUGGCGUCCGAAAUGGAGGUGGAGGGAUAUUAUGAUAUCCGGCGAAUCCUAGCCCGUAAGGAGAACAUCCUGGGCCAGUGGAGUCUGCUGAAGGAGCUGGUGGUGGGGAGGAAAACUAGGCUAGAGAAGAACCUUGCCCUGCAGAAAACCUUCCAGGACAUGGUCUACAUGAUCGACUGGAUGGAGGAGAUGCAGAUAAUGCUGCUUUCUAAGGACUAUGGUAAACACCUGCUGGAGGUGGAGGAUCUGCUGCAGAAGCACGGGCUGCAGGAGGCCGAUAUCACCGUCCAGGCAGAAAGAGUCCAGACCCUUAAUGCUGCUGCUCUGAAGUUCACCAUCAUUGAGGGUUAUCAGCCGUGUGAUCCUCAGGUGAUCUGUAACCGGGUGAAUCACGUGACGACGUGUCUGGAGGAGCUGAAGCAGCUGGCGGGGAAGCGGCGCUUGGAGCUGGAGGACUCCCGGGAGCUGUGGGCUUUUUUCCAGGAGGUGGAGGAGUCUGAGGUGUGGAUCCGGGAGAAGAUGUCCAUCCUGGCCACUCAGGGCUGCGGGAGGGACCUGAGCAGCGUGCUGCGGCUCCUGCAGAAACACAAGGGUCUGUCCGGGGAGAUGCUGGCCCGCCGCGCUCUGCUCCAGCAGACCAUGAAGAAGGGCAAACAGAUCCUCACCCAGAAGAGCUUCGGCACCGCCGGCAUCCAGGAGAGGCUGAUGGAGGUCAAAGGGGAGUGGAAGAGGCUGGAGGACCAGGUUUCCCUGAGGCUCGGACAUCUUCAGGAGGCGCUGGACUUCUUCCAGUUCACCGUAGAGAUGGACGACCUGUCGGCCUGGUUGCAGGACGAGUACAGGCUCGUGUCCAGUGAAGAUUUCGGACAUGACGAGUACUCCACUCAGUCUCUGCUGAAGAAGCACCGCGGCGUCCGGGAGGACAUCGAUAAGCAUCGGCUGCAUGUUGUAGCUUUGCACAAACACAUGGUGGCGCUGCCGUUGGACUACCGCGAGUCGGAGGAGGUGCAGUUGCGUCUAGGGGAGGUGGAGCAGCUGUACACGGAGGUGGCGGAGGUGGCAAUAUUGAGGCAGCAGUGGCUCCAUGAUGCUCUGGCUGUGUAUCGGAUGUUCAGCGAGGUGAACGCCUGCGAGGUGUGGAUUGAUGAGAAGGAGCAAUGGCUGAACAAGAUGGAGGUUCCUGAGAGACUAGAGGAUGUGGAGGUGGUAGCACACAGGUUUGAAAGCCUGGAUCAAGAGAUGAACAGCCUGAUGGGACGUAUUCUGGAUGUUAAUCAGAUAGUACAGCAGCUGCUGGACAGUGGUCAUCCCAGCUCCACUGAGGUCCGGGGGUGUCAGGACCAUCUCAACAGCAGGUGGAACCGAAUGGUGGAGCUUGUGGAGCAUAAGAAGGAUCAUCUGGACUCCAUCCUCCGUAUCCAGAACUACCUGCUGGAGUGCACUGAAAUAAAGUCGCAGAUCCAGGAGAAACGCAAAGCUAUCGACGCCACGCAGUAUGUGGGCAGCGACCUGGGCAGCGUUCUGGCCCUCCAGCGCCGCCUGUCCACUAUGGAAGGAGCUCUAGCUGUCCUGGAGCCCAAACUCAUCCACCUGCAGCAGGAGGCCGAGGAACUGGCGACUUCGCACACGGACAAAGCCGUGGAGAUCCUGGUACCAUUCGAAGGCAUCAGCGUUGAAUGGGAGGAGCUAAAGCGUACUCUCCAGGGCUGUGAAGAUUCCCUGACUGUAGCCGGACGUCUGCAGCAGUUUAUCCAGGACCUGGACUCCUUCUUAACGUGGCUGGUUCAGACGCAGACGGCCGCAGCUUCGGAUGAUCUGCCCAACACUCUGGAAGAAGCGGAGCGUCUGAUAAACCUGCACGCUGCUCUGAAAGAGGAGAUCGGACGCUACGAGGAGGAUUACGAGCGUCUGCAGGCGGUCAAUGAGCUGCUGGAGUCUGAGGAUGCUCCGCUGCCGUACGCCGCUCUACAGCAGUGGCUCCACAAGCUGGACGUGGGCUGGAACAAGCUGCUGGAGAUGUGGGAGAGCAGAAGGGAGGUUCUGGUCCAGGCACACAUUUUCCACCUGUUUCUGAGGGAUGUUAAGCAGGCUGAGGCUUUCCUCAAUAACCAGGAAUCAGCUCUGGCCCAUGUUGAGCUCCCCACCACGGUGGAGACGGUGGAAGCUGCCAUUAAGAAGCACAAAGAAUUUACCACCACCAUGGAGCUGAACCUGCACCGGAUCAAAGCCGUAAUAGAAGCUGGAGAGAGUCUCAUCAGUCAGAGCAACAUCUACUCUGACCGCAUCAGAGAACGAGUGGAUUUACUCGCAACCAGAGGGAACCAAAACCGUGACCUGGCUCAGCAGUGGCUCAGUAAACUCAACGAUCAGUGGGAGCUGCAGAGGUUCCUGCAGGACUGUCAUGAGAUUGGAGACUGGGUGGCAGAGAAGAUGCUAAUGGCUCGCGAUGCGUCCCGAGACGAGACACAGAAGCUACAUAAAAAAUGGCUGAAACAUCAGGCCUUCAUGGCAGAACUCGCACAGAACAAGGAGUGGCUGGACAAGAUUGAGAAGGAAGGUGAGAAGCUGAUGCAGGAGAAGCCUGAGCUGAGCUCCGUGGUCCAGCAGAAGCUGAGCGAGAUCCGGGAGUGCUGGCAGGACCUGGAGAGCACCACUCAGGCCAAGGCCAGGCAGCUAUUUGAGGCCAGCCGGGCUGACCUUCUGGCACAGAGCUACUCCAGCCUGGACCAGCGGCUGCAGCAGCUGGAGGUUCAGCUGGCCCACAGGGACUACGGCCAGGACCUCACAACGGUCAACAAGCAUCUGAAGAGACUGCAGACGAUGGAGAAUCAGAUGGAGGAGUGGUAUAAGGAGGCUGAGGAUCUGCAGGUGGAGGCUGCCUCUAUCCCGCAGCAGGGGCAGAUGAUGGAUGCGGUAUCCGAGCGACAGGCUACCGUUGAAACGCGUAUCGUCCGACUCAUCGAGCCACUUAAGGAGAGAAGGAGGAUCCUAUUGGCCUCCAAAGAGGUUCACCAAGUGGGACGAGACCUGGAGGAUGAAAUUUUGUGGGUGCAGGAGCGCCUUCCUAUGGCCACCUCACAGGAGCACGGGAGCAGUUUACAGGCUGUGCAGCAGCUCAUGAAGAAGAAUCAGACCCUGCAGAGGGAGCUGGAGGGCCACCGCGGGCGGGUGGAGGACGUGCUGGAGAGAUCGGCAGUCGUUGCGUCUGUCCGCAGCCCUGAGGCGGAGUGCGUGCGGAUGGGGAUGGAGCAGCUGCAGCAGUUGUGGGAGGUGCUGUGGGUGGAGACGGAGCGCAGGCAGCUCACCCUGGAUGCCAUGUACCAGGCCCAGCAGUACUACUUCGACAUUACAGAGGUAGAAGCUUGGCUUAGCGAACAGGAGCUGCACAUGAUGAACGAGGAGAAAGGAAAGGACGAGCCGAGUACACUGCAGCUGCUGAAGAAGCACCUGGUUCUGGAGCAGACAAUAGAGGACUAUGCAGAAACCAUCGGUCUUCUCUCACAGCAAUGCAGACAACUGCUGGAAAUAGGACAUCCAGACAGUGAGCAGAUCAGUAAGCGUCAGUCUCAGAUCGACCGGCUGUACGUGUCUCUGAAGGAUCUGGUGGACGAGAGGAAGUGUUGUCUGGAGCAGCAGUACUGGCUUUUUCAGCUGAACCGGGAGGUGGACGAGUUGGAGCAGUGGAUCGCUGAGAGAGAAAUGACUGCCAGCUCCACGGAACUGGGGCAGGACUACGAGCAUGUAACUAUCCUGCAGGAGAAGUUUACUGAGUUUGCAUCGGAGACGGGCACUCUGGGACAGGAGAGAGUGACAGCUGUCAAUCAGAUGGUUGAUGAGCUGAUUGAUUACGGGCAUGCUGACGCAGCCACCAUCGCAGAAUGGAAGGAUGGAGUGAACGAAGCCUGGGCUGAUCUGCUGGAGCUGAUGGAGACCAGAGCUCAGAUGCUGGCGGCUUCACACCAGCUCCACAAGUUCUUCUCUGACUGCAGGGAGGUUUUAACUCAGAUAGAUGAUAAGCAGCGGCGUCUACCGGAGGUUCGUGCACUUCAGGACGGCUCAACCAACACCACCGCACUCCAGAGGCUGAUGAACACAUUCGAACAUGACAUUCAGCUGCUGGUCAAUCAGGUGCGGCAGCUGCAGGAAAGUGCUGCUCAGCUGCGGAUGGUCUACGCUGGAGAGAAGGCUGAAGCUAUCGGUAUGCAGGAGCAGAUAGUGAUGCAGGCGUGGAAAGAGCUGCUAAUUUCCUGUGAGGAGUGUCGUGUGCAGAUCACCACCGCGACUGACAAACUGCGUUUUUUCGGUGUGGUCCGAGACCAGCUGAUGUGGAUGGACAGCAUCAUCUGCCAGAUUGGGACAGAAGAGAAGCCCAGGGCUCUAACGGGCUGUGGGCUGUCUGCUGCUUGCAGGGACGUUUCCUCCGUGGAGGUGCUCAUGAACUACCAUCAGAGCCUGAAGAGCGAGGUGGAGGCGCGAAACAAGAGCAUGCUGCAGUGUAUCGAGAUGGGAAAGACGCUGCUGGCCGCCCGAAACCCGGCCUCAGAGGAGAUCAAAGAGAAGCUGGAGAAGGUUCUGGCGAAGCAGAGAGAGCUGACGGAGAAAUGGGAUAAACACUGGGAGGAGCUUCAGCACAUGUUGGAGGUUCAUCAGUUUGCUCAGGAGGCUGUAGUAGCUGAAGCGUGGCUGACUGCUCAGGAGCCGUUCAUCAACAGUCAGGAGCUGGGUGGCAGUGUGGAUGAAGUGGAGCAGCUGAUCCGGAGACAUGAAGCCUUUCGAAAGGCUGCAGCGACCUGGGAGGAGAGAUUCAGCUCUUUACGGCGACUCACGACGGUGGAAAAGAUAAAAGCGGAGCAGAGCAAGCUCCCGCCCACCCCUCUGCUGGGCCGCAAGGUAUUUUUAGACCCUCAGGACUCGUCUCCGGCCCGCAGCAGCCCCGCCUCCGUCAUCAGACAGACCAUCUAUGAACAGGGUGAGCUGCGCAGCGAGCGAAGCUCCGCCCAUCCAUCUCCGUCAUCUGUCGUUCGCAGGCUGGGCUCCACUGUGGCCAACUACACACCCAUCAUGAACGGCGCAGCCACUCACCGCAUUCAGGAAGCCAGGAGCGCUGGGCUGCUGGGCGUGGCUGCGGGUCUAGGGACAUCUACGGAGCCGAAGACCACUCAGAUUAAAGCCCAGAUUCAGGUUCCUCAGCAGAGGGUCGAGCACAUUCACGAAGCAGUGCGUCCCCUGAUUGAGAGGGAAAGGGAAAGAGAGAGGGAAAGGGAUCGGCAGCAGGAGAACGUGAUGGCGGAGGUAGUGAUGCUCCAGGAGCCUAUCCUUAAACGAGAGAGACUAAAUAGUGGCCCACUGGGCAGCGGAAGCAGCAGGUCAGAACUUCAGGUGGAACAGCAUCCUCCUCCGAGGGAAUCCCGGCUGGAACGGCAGCUGUCUAAUGAACAGCUGAUCCAGGCUCGGAGAGACGAGCUUCCCCAGGAGGUGUGGAGGGAGAGGGCGGAGCGCGCUGAGAGACGGCUGGAGAGACAGACGUCCAGUGAACAGGAAGGUUUGGCACAUGGGUACGAGGCCCGGCGGAAAGACAGGCACAGGCUGGAGCGUCAGGAGAGCAGCGAACAUGAGGCCAGAGAUCAAGUGGACAGACGCUCUGGAGGAGGAGAGAAAAUCACCACCUUAGCAGAGAUUGUGGAGCAACUUCAGGAGAGAGAAGCUGCACAAGCACGAGGAGAAAUCCCCCGCCUCCCAAACGGCCUUCCAGAGAAGUCUUCACGGCUGGACCGGCCACGGGCCCGAGACCGACCCAAGCCCAGGCGGAGGCCGCGGCCCAAAGAGACAACAGCGGGAGAAACGCGCCGAUCUCGAUCCGCUCCAGCACAAAGCAGCCCACCAGUGCCCCAACCGCCCUCACACACUGCCCAGCACGAGGGAUUCCUCUUCCGCAAGCUGGACAUCGAGAGCCAGAAGAAAAGCUCCAACAGCAGAUCUUGGGUGAACCUGUACUGCGUGCUGAAUAAGGGCGAGCUGGGCUUCUACAAGGACUCCAAGAACACGAGCACAUCCUACAACAAUGAGCCGCUGCUCAACCUCAGCGGCUGCGCCUGCGACAUCACUAACGGAUACAAGAAGAAGAAAAAUGUCUUCACUCUCAAAACUAAAGAUGGGAGUGAAUUCCUGUUCCAUGCAAAAGAUGAGGACGAUCUAAAGGGUUGGACGAGCAGCAUCACAGUGAGCAUUACUGAACACGAGGAGAUGUCCAAGUGGGGGCAGCCUCAUCAUCCUACUACCUCAUCCACCGACGAGGGCACACGGCGGGACGGCAGCAGGGCCGGCGGCUCAGAGAGGGGCGAGCGGUCGGACCGGGCCGACCGGGGCUCUGAGCGCUCGGACAAGGGCGAGAAACCGGAGAAGAAAACCGGAAAGAAGAAAUGAGCGCGUGCUCCACAGCGCCCUCUAAACCUCUAAGCGUGUAGUGUUCUAUACUGAGACAGGAAAAAGAGGACCUGAUUUGAGAUCAGGUGGCCUGGUGCGACGGGACUGCACUGACCGCACGGAGAAAACACACACACACACACGUCUCCGUCUCGCCGCCUCGUCGCCGGAGAACAAACUCGACCAGGCACUGAGCGCCCCCCGGUGGCUGCUGGAGGAAAUGACACUCGGUAGCCAGCGUUUGGGCCAAAGAGCAGUGGGGAGAGGUAAAUUAAAAUAAACGCAAAGUGGUUCUGAGAGAUGUUACAACGAAGUAGCUAAUGAUAUUUAUUUUUUAACCUGUUGAAAGACGAAUCCUAUAUGUGUAAACCGUCUAUUUGUAUAUUGUGCGUCUCCACAUCUAACCUUAUCCGAUCUAAUGCUGAAGAGAAUGGAAAUAUGCCAAAAUCUUUCUUGGAGAUUUGUUAUUUUAUCCUUCGGAGGAGCAUGUUUGUCUGUUUCUCACUUCUUUUGCUCUUUUUAUACUAUUAACCUGUUUUUUGUUUUUAUUUAGCGGUUCUUCCAUUGACUUACACUUUGUAGACCACAACAGCGUGGCUGAACGUAUGAUAUUGUCCAGCAUGCCUACUGGGUUCAAAACCUUCAUCUGGGAAACUUUAAACGGUCUGUUCACAAAUAAAGGGAAGAUGAUCUGUGUAUGGAGGGUGUGUGGUGUGUGAAGUGCGCUCUAUGUGGUUCUAAACAGAGUGACCCAUAGCGUUGGUACCCCUGUCACAUUUUGGUGGGAUGGGAAAAGACAGGAAAUGACUAAAAUAACUGUGACAGCCUGUGUAUCCUGUUUAAAGUGUUUUGCAGGGACCAAUCUGUCAUAUCCGUCUUGUCCUUGUUUGCACCACAUGAACAAAAAUGUCACAUUGUGUGAAACGAAGGCCUUGUCCACUCGUGGAUAUCUUUGAAAACAUAGUUUUCUCAGUCUUGUGCUCUUCUGUCCACACCAAACAUUUAUUUUCUUUACUGGGAACUGAACACUUUUUUUUUAAUAAAUGUUUUCUCACUGUUUCUUAAACUACCCCCAAGGUUUUUUUUACCAGUCUGGUCAUAACCAAUGCGAAUGACCUUUAUCACACUAUGCUAACAGUGCCUGGAGUGUAAUAGAGCUGGCAUGGUCUUCCUUCAAGGAGUGAAGCUCCACCACAUCUUUUCAAACUGCCUCUAACAUCAGUGGAGCUCAACACGCUUGGAGGAGAAUGCUAACCUCUAAUACUGUUAUGUCAUCUAACAGACUCCUACACUGCCUGGCAUCAGUGCUUAGUGAUCAGGUAGACGGGGGUCAUUAUACCCACCUAUAGAGAGAGGAAGAUGCUUUAACCAGAUUUGGUCAUACACUCUAAACCAGAAGUAUGUGGAGGUUUUAGAAAUAGCAACAUAACACAACAGUAAGUUAUGUAUAUAUAUAUAUAUAUAUAUAUAUAUAUAUAUAUAUAUAUAUAUAUAUAUAUAUAUAUAUAUUAUUUUGUUCACUUCUGAAACUUUAAGUUGAUGGAAAUCAGAUUUUGAAUCUCUGUGAGAUAUUGAGUUACAAAGACCUGCUGUUUGCAACACACUAAUAUAAUUACAUUUUUUAGAAAAUCUUUUUUGCUAGAAAUGUUUUUAGCAUUUUAUUUAUGAUAUUCUUGCUAAACAAUUUUAGUUUUUAUUGUUUUUAAUAGAAUAGAAACUAUGUUAAAGUUUAGAUUAGUUUUUUGUUAGAAUGUGCACUAAUGAGCAUUUUUUGGUGUAAUUCGUAUUUUCCAAUAAUACAGUUGGAAACUGAGAGAAAAACUAUGUUUUCAAAAAUAUUCUGACACCUGGAUGUGGCCUAAAGUGAGUGAGUGUGAGUGUGUGUGUGUGUGUGUGUGUGUGUGUGUGUGUGUGUGUGCGUCUGUGUGUGUGUGUGUGUGUGUGUGUGUGUUUGCUUACAUUAUCCAGGUAAUGAUAAACUCAGGCAUCUCUGUUAAGCCCUGGUCUUCCUCAUGUCAGACUAGUGAGUGAACUGCGGUCUGUUUGCUGUGUGUAAAAUGUGUGUACACUUUUGUUCUCCUCCACUUCUGCAGAAUGACGGCGCUGCAUGAACAGAGAAUAAACAUUUUCUUAGUAA
Astyanax mexicanus (Mexican tetra) is the source of this 10395-nucleotide messenger RNA. Its product is annotated as spectrin beta chain, non-erythrocytic 4. Bases 390 to 8258 code for a protein of 2622 amino acids. Gene Ontology annotation, biological process: actin cytoskeleton organization. The record is from RefSeq and is a predicted model, not a curated record. Gene Ontology annotation, cellular component: spectrin; cell junction; cortical actin cytoskeleton. The transcript has 38 exons. Gene Ontology annotation, molecular function: phospholipid binding; structural constituent of cytoskeleton; actin filament binding. NCBI's taxonomy places the organism in Eukaryota, Metazoa, Chordata, Actinopteri, Characiformes, Acestrorhamphidae.